AUGACACACGUUGUUUCCUCUGUUUCGAUCUACUAUUCGAAAAUGAAAGACUUAUGGGAUGAGGUCGACUAUAUUAUGACUAUACCUUCUUAUUGUGAUAAAUCGAAGGAUUUUGUAACUCAUUUAAGGAGACAAAGACGGUUUCAGUUCCUCAUGGGCUUGAACGAUGGAUACUGUCAGUCUCGAAGACAAAUUCUCAUGAUAUCACCUAUACCCUCUGUCAAACAAGCUUAUGCACUAGUUGUGCAAGGUGAAAGUCAAAAACUAGUUGCAGGUGGAGCUUACAAUCCAAAUGAUCAUAUGGAGCCAACUGCUCUUUUCACUGGAAGGAAUGGAUUGUAG
Messenger RNA from Nicotiana tabacum (common tobacco), 342 nucleotides. RefSeq lists its product as uncharacterized. The record is from RefSeq and is a predicted model, not a curated record. Lineage: Eukaryota; Viridiplantae; Streptophyta; Magnoliopsida; Solanales; Solanaceae.